Molecule: messenger RNA, 375 nt
Organism: Rhizophagus irregularis DAOM 181602=DAOM 197198
Lineage: Eukaryota; Fungi; Glomeromycota; Glomeromycetes; Glomerales; Glomeraceae
Source: RefSeq, a predicted model, not a curated record
AUGUCUCAUUCAUCAAUCCAAUAUGAAGAAUUUAAGCUCAGCGAUGAUGUACUUGAACAAAUAAAAGAUUUUAACAAUAAAAAUUUAACUGAAGAACAAAGUUUGUUAAUUGAUAAACUAAUAUUAAAUGAAAAAUUAAAAUACCUGUAUAAAAGGAAUGGUUUAUGCAAAGAAUAUAAAACUGCUUAUAAUUGGUGUCAAUGUAUCAUUCAACAAAAUUUCAAAAAUUGGACUAGUGGAAAUCAUGAAAUUGAUAAGUUUAUUCAAAAAGCACAACUUAAUUAUUGGGGAAGUUUUGAGUGGAUUGAAUAUAAUAGAUUUGAAAAUGUUAAAUAUUUGGCCAAAGGAGGAUUUGGAACUAUUUAUGAAUUAUGA